Linum tenue is the source of this 2475-nucleotide messenger RNA. The record is from the annotation of a GenBank genome assembly. NCBI's taxonomy places the organism in Eukaryota, Viridiplantae, Streptophyta, Magnoliopsida, Malpighiales, Linaceae.
CCCAAUGAAUCUCCAUUGAACCCUUUUUAUGAUUCAAUCCCACUACGUUUACUAUUCUUGGCAUUUCUUUGUCCAAUCUUCUCUUCCUCCCUCCCUCCCUUGUUCCUGGAUUUCUCCCCCCAACACCAAAGGGGGAAGAAAAACCACCCAAAACCCAGAAAAAAUAAACAAAAUAGAAAAAAAAGAUCUUCAUCCUCGAAACAAACCAUAAAAAACCCCAAAAAAAAAAAUCUUCAACCUUCGAAAUAACUUCAAAUAAGGUGUUUUCAUCAUUAUCAUCAUCCUAAGGCCUGUUCCUCCCCACAAAAUAGCCCCAUCGUCGUCCGGCCAAUGGGCGCGCACGUAGCCGGGCAUGCGCGCGACAUCAAAACGACGGCGUUUUUAUUCCUCUUAUCUUUAGCGACGACAUUUCUAGCGACGGCAGCCUCCCCGCAAUCCGACGCCCUCCUCAAAUUCAAAGCCGGCCUAGGCGACAACGACGCCCUCGGCACGUGGGACCCGGCGGUGGACCCAUGCAACAACGACCGGUCCAACUGGGCCGGCGUCCUCUGCUCGGCCGGCGCCGUCUGGGGCCUACAGCUCGAGCACAUGCAGCUCUCCGGCGUCGUCGACGUCGACGCCCUGGCGGCCAUCAACAACAUCCGGACGCUCAGCCUCAUGGACAACCGGCUCGACGGCCCGCUCCCCGAGGUGAAGAAGCUCGGGAAGCUCAAGACGCUGUUCCUGUCGAACAACUAUUUCUCCGGCGAGAUUCCGGCGGGGGCGUUCGACGGGAUGGGGUCGCUGAAGACGUUGCACCUGGCGAACAAUGAUUUUACCGGGAGGAUACCGGCGUCGAUCGCGGUGCUGCCGAAGCUGACGAUGGUGAGGCUCGACGGGAAUCAGUUUGAGGGACGGAUUCCGGAUUUCCAGCAGAAGUUUCUGCGGGCGGUGAAUGUGGCGAAUAAUGAGCUGGAAGGUCCAAUUCCUAAGAGUCUUAGCCACAUGAACCCUAACUCCUUCUCAGGGAACAAAGGUCUGUGCGGGGCCCCACUCCAGCCAUGCGCCGCCCCACCACCGUCCCUCCCACCGCCGCCGCCGCCCUUCUCCUUCCUCCCCGCGGCCGAGGCCAAGCUCACAAACCUAACCCUCGAGAUCAUCAUCGGCCUCCUAAUCCUCGUCAUCAUCCUCAUCGCCACCAUCCUCUGCCUCAUCCUCCUCCACCACCGCCGCCGCCGCCGCACACACCACUCCGACAACCCGCUCACCCGAAACCCCUCCUCCGUCACCGCCACCAAAGUCACCCUCACAACCCCGCCGGCCGUCAGGUUCGUCCAGCGGGAGGCCUCCCACCUCAGCACCGCCUCCGCCAAGAGGGCGGAGCAGCAGGCGAACAAUAACAACAGCAACCGGCUGCUGUUCCUCCGGGACGACGUGGAGAGGUUCGAUUUGCAGGACUUGUUGCGGGCGUCGGCGGAGGUGCUGGGGAGCGGGACGUUCGGGGCGUCGUACAAGGCCGGAGUGGUCGGGCAGGCGAUGGUGGUGAAGAGGUACCGGCACAUGAACAACGUUGGGAGGGAGGAGUUUCAUGAGCAUAUGAGGAGGGUUGGGAGGUUGAAGCAUCCCAAUUUGUUGCCCGUCGAGGCUUAUUAUUAUAGGAAGGAGGAGAAGCUUUUGGUGUCCAAGUUUGUGGAGCAUGGGAGCUUGGCUAGCCACCUUCAUGGGAAACACUCGUCGGGGCAAGGCCUCGACUGGCCGACGCGAGUCAAAAUCAUCCGAGGAAUCGCAAAAGGUCUCGCCUACCUCUACGAGGAGCUCCCCCUCACCCUGCCGCACGGCCACCUGAAAUCCUCCAACGUCCUCCUCUCCGACGCCUUCGAGCCCAUGCUCACCGACUACGCCCUCCGCCCCGUGGUCAACGCCGACCACGCCCACAAGCUCAUGAUCGCCUACAAGUCCCCGGAGUACGCGCAGCACGGCAAGACGUCGAACAGGACCGACGUGUGGAGCCUCGGGAUCGUGGUGCUGGAGAUCCUGACGGGGAAGUACCCCGAGAACUACCUGACUCAGGGUUACGACGGCAAGGCCGACCUCGGGACGUGGGUGAACGACAUGGUGAAGGAGAAGAAGACGGGGGAGGUUUUCGACAGGGACAUGGCCGGGACGAACAAGGACAGCAAGAGCCAGAUGAUCCACCUGCUGCAGCUGGCGUUGAGCUGUUGCGAGGAGGAUUUGGAGAGGAGGGUUGGUGUCAAGGAGGCGGUUGAGAGGAUUGAGCAGUAUGUAGAUGGUGGUGUCUAAAGAGAGAGAGAGAGAGAGAGAAUUGAUUGAAAAAUAUGGGGAGAGUUGGCUUGAGGGGGAUAAGAAGAUGUUUUUAUAGCAAAAUGGGGUUAAGGGAAACAAGAAGAUGCAUGGUGGAGGGAUUUAGUGAAUAGAAAAAAAUGUUUGUGUGAUCUUCUGUUGGGGAUUUGGAACUUGGGAGGGGUUUUAAUUAGG